Messenger RNA from Seriola aureovittata, 2281 nucleotides. RefSeq names its product vacuolar protein sorting 45 homolog (gene vps45). Gene Ontology annotation, biological process: vesicle-mediated transport; intracellular protein transport. The transcript has 15 exons. The record is from RefSeq and is a predicted model, not a curated record. Lineage: Eukaryota; Metazoa; Chordata; Actinopteri; Carangiformes; Carangidae. Gene Ontology annotation, cellular component: Golgi membrane. The coding region runs from base 158 to 1864 and encodes 568 amino acids.
CCGUGACGGACCCGGAAACCCUCCUGCAGCUUGUUGUCGCAGCUCAGCUGAUUUUUGUCCUGGACCGUGAAACACAGACUCUCACACGGUAAAGGACGGUACCGGACGGUAACACAGCUGCUUCUUCUCGGCUCUUAGUGGUUGUGUUGUCGCCACCAUGAACGUGACGCUCGCGGUGAAGCAGUACAUCUCUAAGAUGGUGGAGAGCAGCGGGCCCGGGAUGAAGGUGCUGCUGAUGGACAGAGAGACGACCAGCAUAGUGAGUGUGGUGUACACUCAGUCUGAGAUCCUGCAGAAGGAGGUUUACCUCUUUGAGCGGAUCGACUCUCAGAACAGAGACAGCAUGAAACACCUGAAGGCCAUCUGCUUCCUCAGACCCACUAAGGAGAACGUAGAACAUCUGAUCCAAGAGCUGAGGAGACCAAAGUACAGCGUCUACUUCAUCUACUUCAGUAAUGUGAUCAGUAAGAGUGAGAUCAAAGCUCUGGCUGAAGCUGAUGAACAGGAAGUGGUGGCUGAAGUCCAGGAGUUUUAUGGAGAUUUCAUCGCGGUGAAUCCUCACCUGUUCUCUCUCAACUUACAUGGAGUUGCCAGGGGCCGGAGCUGGGAGCCCUCCAUGUUGUCUCGCUGCACUCAGGGUCUGACCUCCGUCCUCCUCGCUCUGAAGAAGUGUCCAAUGAUCCGCUACCAGCUGUCCUCGGACAUGUCCAAGCGCCUGGCCGAGAGCGUCAAGCAAAUCAUCACCAAGGAGUACGAGCUGUUUGACUUCAGGAAGACCGAGGUUCCUCCUCUGCUGCUGAUCCUCGACCGCAGUGAUGAUGCCAUCACACCUCUGCUCAACCAGUGGACCUACCAGGCCAUGGUCCACGAGCUGCUGGGUCUGAACAACAACAGGAUCGACCUGUCCAGGGUCCCGGGGAUCAACAAAGACCUGAGAGAGGUGGUCCUGUCUGCGGAGAACGACGAGUUCUACGCCAACAACCUGUACCUGAACUUUGGAGAGAUCGGCACCAACAUAAAGAACCUGAUGGAGGAUUUCCAGAGGAAGAGACCCAAAGGACAACAGAGGCUGGAGUCCAUCUCUGACAUGAAGGCCUUUGUAGACAACUACCCUCAGUUUAAAAAGAUGUCGGGCACCGUGUCAAAACACGUGACAGUGGUGGGGGAGCUGUCUCGGCUGGUGUCGGAGCGUCAGCUGAUGGAGGUCUCGGAGGUGGAGCAGGAGCUGGCCUGUCAGAACGACCACUCCAACGCCCAGCAGAGUGUACGUCGUCUGCUGCAGAACCCUCGUCUCUCAGAGCUGGACGCCGUCCGCCUCGUCAUGCUGUACGCUCUGAGAUACGAGCGGCACAGCAGCAGCAUCCUGCCGUCAUUGAUGGACGAGCUGAGCAGGAGAGGAGUGUCUGAACGACACCGCAGGAUGGUUCAGUCUGUGGUGGAGUAUGGAGGGAAGAGAGUCCGAGGAAGUGACCUCAUCACGCCGACAGACGCCGUCGCAAUCACCAAACAGUUCUUCAAAGGACUCAAGGGUGUGGAGAACGUGUAUACUCAGCAUCAGCCUCUGCUUCAUGACACUCUGGAUCAGCUGAUUAAAGGUCGACUCAAAGACAGUCAGUUUCCAUACCUGGGAGCCAGCAGCCUCCGAGACAGGCCUCAGGACAUUAUUGUCUUUGUGAUUGGUGGAGCCAUGUAUGAAGAAGCUCUGACUGUUUACAACCUGAACCGCAGCACACCUGGAGUCCGCAUCGUCCUGGGAGGAAGCAGUAUCCACAACACUAAGAGUUUCCUGGAGGAAGUAACGUUGACUACUGGACACGGUGGCGACAGACCACAUGGAAGUGGUCGUCAUGGCAGCAGACGCUGAACACACAUGAACGGACUCCUGACGAGCUCGUUGGAUAAAAAAACAACAUUCCCAACAUUUAGUGUCCAUGUUUGUUUUUAUUUAAAGACACUCACAUGAUGGGUCAGAAUAUUAGGAACACCUCUGGAUCUAACACAGUCCAUAACAACACCAUCAGUGAUAAAACACACAACUGAACAUUAGAGGCUUCAGAACAGGAGACUGUGUCAGACUGUGCAGGUGUACCUAAUAAAGUGGACACUGAAAACAGGAAGUGACAUCAUGGACCCAGUGAACCUGCUCAGUUUAGUUUGUUCGACCAGUGAAAUCUGUCUCCACCAUUCACUGACUUGUUGUUUUCUUGUUUGUUGAUUGAAUGUCCCUUUAAAGUGUCUGUGAAUGUUUUAACUUCAAAACACCAAUAAAUCAAAAACCUGA